Molecule: messenger RNA, 390 nt
Organism: Trichomonas vaginalis G3
Lineage: Eukaryota; Parabasalia; Trichomonadida; Trichomonadidae
Product: RNA-binding domain, RBD family-containing protein
Exons: 1
Coding region: 1-390 (129 amino acids)
Molecular function (GO): RNA binding
Source: RefSeq, a predicted model, not a curated record
AUGUCAGUGCCACUUUUUAUGGAGCCUACAGCAUUUUCAUUUUCAGGAUUGCCCAAGGAAUAUUCUUUAGAUGCUUUGAAAUCACUAUUUGCAUCACAAGGUGAUAUUAGAACAAUGAUUAUUUCGGCUUCACAUGAAAAUGGUUACGUUAUUUAUCAGACAGAAGCACAACUUCAGCGCGCAUUUAAUGAAUUGAAUAGAAUGGAGUUUCCUCCAGGAUCAGGGUACUGUUUAAACAUGAUUAAAUGUUCAAUUGAAGAAAUUAAUUUUUACAUUAGACUUUCGGAUUCUUCCUAUUCCAGAAUAGAUCUUAAUGAACCACAAACUAGUUCCGAUCUUUAUAAUGUUACAAGAACCGAACCACCUGUUUUUUGGCGUGAAAAACUUUAA